AUGGUUGAAUUAUACAGUGGUGAUUUCAACAAUGUUGGGGAAAUGGCGAUUAACUCGAUGAGUUUUGGAGGGAAAAGGCCAAGCAAGGCGGAUAAGAGAAAAGCUAGAAUGGCCGAGAUAGCUGAAUACACAGGCAGGCAUCAUCAGGAUACCCUGAGAAAGGAACUACGAAAGAUUCCGAUUCAGUUUGUCAUGGCUGAAGAAGUUUACAACCCAGCAGAAGAUAUGGUUCAAAAUUUGAUACUAAGGGAAGGACAAGAGUUAAGUCAGCCAAAUGAUGAACAUGAGGGGCAAACCCACGAUAUGCUUCUUGAACGUGCUACAGAAAUGAUUAAGGAGAGUAUGAAUGUAAGCAACGAUUUUAUGGAUGGAGUAAACCGACUUAGCGAGGAGGAGGAGGAGGAGGAUCAGGUGGUAUCUGAUGUCCCUGAUACGUCUCCGCAUACUGAGGUCGUAUCUUUAAAGAGUGAAAGUGAAAUUGAAAGUGAUGAGGAGGAUAACGGUGAUGAUAUGGAAUUUGUUGAUGAUAAUGAAGAUGACGAUUACCACGGCAGUGAUAAUGAGAAAGAAAAUGAUUCUGAUGGCUUUGAACUAUAUGAUUAUGACAGUGGCUUAGAAAAUGAGAAGAGUAGCAGUGAGCGUGAGGAUAUUGUUAUUGGCAAAUUCAGUGGUCCCUUGAAGCGUGGUGAAGAUGGAGACUAUUACGUGGAUUUACCUAAGGCUGGACGUCGAUCUCGACGCAACUUUGGCUUUGAAGAGCUGAAGACAUCGUCGUCGUCCUCAGUUCAACUAGUCAAGCCACGGCUUUCGUUAGAUGGAGAACCCGAUGUCAUGAUAAGUGAUGAUGAGCCGUCUGAAUUUGGAUUUCUUCCAGAGGAUUAUGUUUCUUUUGAUGUUACGCAGAUUAGAAUUGAUAGUAUACGAAAAGGAGCAGGAGAUGAUGCUCAAUAUCAUGUAUCAGCACCAAUACUCUUUGGAUUUGAAGACUUCACUUGGACAUCGCAAGAAGAGCUGAAGGAAUCUAUGGUGAGUCAAGGUCUUCCUGAAAAGAGAUUCGGUGCUUUUAUCCAGUAUGCUACCAAGGAAUUACGGGAAGACUCAGAUGACAUCGAAAGUGAGCUUAGUGAUGAGAUGCUGGAAGGGAUAGAUGAUAUGAUUGCCUUUCAGAGUAAUAGAUUAAGGGUUGUCAACGAUCCAAUAGAUAUUGGUACGCAUUCACUCUCUGUCCACGGUAAAGGCAGGCAUAGACAGCUUGAGGUCCCAGAUGAUGUGGAUGGCAAGACUCGAGAGCAGUUGAUCAAGCAAUUUGAAAACAAAAUUGAAGGUAAAAGAUUAAAAAGGGUUAGAAACUACACGGAUGACGAGACUAGCGAGGAUACCUUUCUUCACAGUAGUGAUUCUUACUACCUACUAAAAAAGUACCCCUACGAGAUGCGAAUUGAAGAUUUCAGGGUAGAACUAGAAGAUUUCGUCACUGAUAAGAGCAGAAACUCGAUGAGAUUCCCUCCAAUGGACUCUCAUGGAUGCAUGACAUUACGAGAUUUAUCCAAAGCAUAUCAUAUUAAGGCGCGUAAAUUUGGCAACAGUCCCGAGAGCUAUGUGGUGAUGAUUAAAACUUCAGUCGCAAAGAGACUCAAACCGGAUUACAAGGAGGUGGAUAAGUUGAUGCAAAGGCGUAGAAUUUUCUUUAGGAGUGACACAGGAUUGACAAAAUUGGAGAAGCAGCAGUUGAAAAGAUUACUCAGUGAUAAAGAUACCAGUGAACAGAAGCGCAAAAAGGAGCGGAAAGGAGCUUUUACAUAUAAAGAAGGAGAUGUUGUAGGAGAAAAUGCCAGUGAAAUUGGGCCGGAAAGUAUUGGAAGACAGUUAUUGGUAAAAAUGGGUUGGCAGAAAGGUGAGGCUUUGGGUGCGGAAGGUAAUAAAGGCAUUAUAGAGCCUAUCAUGGCGGUUGUUAAAAACACAAAGGCCGGUAUCAGGUGA
Molecule: messenger RNA, 1980 nt
Organism: Brettanomyces nanus
Lineage: Eukaryota; Fungi; Ascomycota; Pichiomycetes; Pichiales; Pichiaceae
Exons: 1
Coding region: 1-1980 (659 amino acids)
Molecular function (GO): nucleic acid binding
Source: RefSeq, a predicted model, not a curated record